GGAGUUUUGAUAGGCUCUAUAUAUAUUAAAAAGAAGAUAAAUAAUGAAAAGAAAAGAAUCAGACAGUAUUAUUAUAAGUAAUAUACAUGAAUUAAAUGAUUUGAAAUGGAAAAAAGUGGAUAUUUCCAGUGGACUUGAAAAUUUUGAGGGGUUUAUAGAUUUUGAGGAAAUAGAAGGUGUAAACUUGGAAAUAAAAGGGAAAAGAUACAGAAAAGAUGAAGAGAAGGAGGAAAUAAUUAAAAAAAACAAGGGAAAUAGAAAAAAGAGAUUAAAAUCAAGUAUAAAAGCUGAAAUUUUGAAUAAAAAACAAGAUACUUUUAAAAAAGAUAAAGAUAUUGAGGAAAAGAAAGAUACAGUUUUAUUUAAAUCUGAAUCUAUUAAUAAAUUUGAGGAAAUUGAUAAAACUUUAGAUCUUCCAAAUUGGAAAGAUUUUAAUUUAUCAAAAAUUAUAUUAAAAGGCCUUGAUGAUUCUUCUUUUUUUUCACCAACUGAAAUACAAAGAAGGGCUAUUGAAAGUAUAAUGAAGGGAAACAAUGUUAUAGCCAAAGCUGAAACAGGAUCAGGAAAAACUUUAGCAUUUGGAAUUCCAGUGAUUGAUUAUAUUAUUAAAAACAAUAUAUCAGUAGUUUCAUCUCUUAUUUUUUCUCCUACAAGAGAAUUGGCAUGUCAAAUUGCAAAACAUCUUGAAUCUAUUUCUAAAUUUUCUUCAAUAUCUAUUAUUACUAUUGUAGGAGGUUUAUCAAUUCAAAAACAAGAACGACUGCUUAAAAGAAUUCCUAACAUUAUUGUUGCAACUCCUGGUAGAUUAUGGGAAAUAAUGAAUCAAAAUGAUGAAUUUAUUAAAAUGCUGUCUAAAGCUAAAUUUUUAAUACUUGAUGAAGCAGAUAGACUUUUACAAGAAGGGCAUUUUAAAGAACUAGAUGAUAUCCUUAAUACUUUAAAAAGAUAUAAAAUUCAAAUGCAAAUAUUGGUUUUUUCUGCUACUUUUAAGAAAAGUUUACAUAAAAAAAUUAACAAUAUUAUUCAUGAAACAACUACUUCAACACAAAACAAAAUAGAAUUAUUUCAGGAUGAAUUAAAAUCUAAUAAUAAAUUUGAUUUUAUUGAUGCUAAUCCUGAAGAAAGUAUUCCUAAAAAAAUAAAAGAAGGAAUGAUACAAUGUGAAAACAUGGAAAAGGAUUUAUAUUUGUAUUACUUUUUAUUAAAAUAUCCAGGACGCACUAUUGUUUUUAUGAAUAGUAUAGAUCAUGUUCACCGAAUUGUGAUUAUGCUGAAUGAACUUAACAUAAAACCUCUUUCUUUACAUUCUAAGCUCCCUCAAAAACGAAGGUUACAAGUAAUUGAAAAAUUUAAUAAAAAUGAGACAAGUAUUUUAAUAGCAUCUGAUAUAGCAGCUAGAGGAUUGGAUAUUUUUAAAAUACAACAUGUAAUUCAUUAUCAUUUACCAAGAUCAAUGGAUCUUUAUAUACAUAGAUCAGGAAGAACAGCUCGUGCAGAGAAUUCUGGAGUAUCUAUUUUAUUAUACACACCUGAUGAAACAAUUAAGCUUAAAAAAAUGUUAUUUCUCAUAGGGAAAAGUAUUGAUGAAAUGCUAUCUUUUCCUGUAGAUCAUUUCUUAUUAAAAAAGCUAAAACCACGUAUUGAUCUUGGACAAAGAAUUACAAAUGCUAUACGCCAUAUAAAUAAGCAACGUCAUAAUUGUAUUUGGCUGAAAGAAGCAGCUGAUGAUUUAGGUGUUAAUAUGAAUGAAUUCAAUUCUGAAAAUGAUAAGGAAAAGAAUAUAUCAAAAAAGGACAUUCAAAUACUUAGACUUCAGUUAAAACAACUUCUUUCACAAACCCUUUAUUCUCAAUUUUCACAAAAAUAUCUUACAUAUGGUUUGAAUAAUAUUGCACAAAAUAUUAUUCAAGGAAAAACACAUCCUACCUUCUUAGGAACAACAAACCUGGAUGCUUUAGAUAUUUUUAAGAACAAAUAAGUAAUUCCACUCUAUAAAACACUGAUAAAAAUAUUUAAAUAUAAA
Molecule: messenger RNA, 2023 nt
Organism: Pneumocystis carinii B80
Lineage: Eukaryota; Fungi; Ascomycota; Pneumocystomycetes; Pneumocystales; Pneumocystaceae
Exons: 6
Coding region: 44-1978 (644 amino acids)
Molecular function (GO): nucleic acid binding; ATP binding; RNA helicase activity
Source: RefSeq, a predicted model, not a curated record